CUCAAGUUCUUUCUUAAAAAAAAUUCUAAAAAAUAUUAUGAAAACAAAAUUGGCUGUAGCAUUUGAAGAAGAACAGACAGAGUCACAGCAGAGACAGGACUAGUAAGUUGUUGACAAUGGCAAAAAGCAUAACCAACUUCAGUACUUACUCAACUCUUAACUGUCAUAAAGCAAAGUAUGCUAAACCUUGGAAUUGUUUCAUCUUCUUCAGACAAUCUCCAAUAACCUGCUUGUUAUCUUUGAAUUUGGAUGUUCCUCGUAGCACUAAGGUCGGUGUCUAUCCCAUGUUGGAUGAAAACGCCAAAAUUUGCAAAUUCUGCGAGGUGGGUGAUCUCGGAAAUGCCGUGGAAUUGCUCAAAAUGUCCCAAAAAUCCGAACUUGACUUGAACACUUACUGUUCCAUCUUGCAGCUCUGUGCUGAGUACAAGCGUUUGCAAGAGGGUAAGAUGGUUCAUUCAAUUAUCUACUCCAGUGGCAUACCAGUUGAAGGGGUUUUGGGUGCAAAACUAGUAUUCAUGUAUGUGAGUUGUGGAGAUUUGAGAGAAGGGAGACGGAUAUUUGAUCACAUUCACAGUGAUAAGGCUUUUCUGUGGAAUCUUAUGAUGUCUCAAUACGCAAAGAUUAGUGAUUAUCGUGAAAGUAUAUAUCUUUUUAGAAAAAUGCAGAAACUGGGAAUUAAAGGGAAUUCUUAUACUUUUUCAUGUAUCUUAAAAUGUUUUGCUAUUUUGGGAAGGAUAGGAGAGUGUAAAAAAAUUCAUGGGUAUGUUUAUAAACUAGGUUUUGGUUCUUGUAAUAGUGUUGUUAACUCUCUAAUUGCAGCUUACUUCAAAAAUGGAGGAGUUGACAGUGCACACAAGUUGUUUGAUGAAUUGGGUGAUCGAGAUGUUGUGUCCUGGAAUUCUAUGAUAAGUGGGUGUGUGAUGAAUGGUUUUUCCCACACUGCACUUGAGUUUUUCAUUCAAAUGCUUAUGUUGAGGGUUGCUGUGGAUUUGGCUACCUUGGUUAAUGCUCUUGUGGCUUGUGCAAAUAUUGGUAGUCUUUCAUUGGGUAGAGCAAUUCAUGGUCACGGAGUGAAAACUUGUUUUAGUAGGGAAGUUAUGUUUAACAAUACCUUACUAGACAUGUAUUCAAAAUGUGGUGAUUUAACUGACGCAAUUCAAGCUUUUGAGAAGAUGGGUCGAACAACUGUUGUCUCUUGGACUUCAUUAAUUGCUGCUUAUGUAAGAGAAGGUCUGUGUGAUGAUGCAAUAAGGUUAUUCUAUGAAAUGGAAAGCAAAGGGGUUAUUCCAGAUGUUUAUUCCAUGACUAGUGUCCUUCAUGCUUGCGCUUGUAGCAACUCAUUGGAUAAAGGCAGAGAGGUACACAAUUACUUUCGAAGGAACAACUUGUCCUUGAGCUUGCCUGUGUCUAAUGCACUCAUGGAUAUGUAUGCAAAAUGUGGAAGCAUGGAAGAAGCUUAUUUAGUUUUCUCUCGAAUUCCUGUUAAGGACACAGUCUCAUGGAAUAUCAUGAUUGGAGGUUAUUCAAAAAACUCUCUCCCUAAUGAAGCUCUUAAACUUUUUGUUGAGAUGCAAGAAGAGUCUAGACCUGAUGGCUUUACAAUGGCUGGCAUUCUUCCAGCUUGUGGAAGCCUAGCUGCUCUAGAGAUAGGAAGAGGGAUACAUGGGCGCAUAUUGAGAAAUGGGUAUUCAUCAGAUUUGCAUGUAGCAAAUGCACUUAUCGAUAUGUAUGUAAAGUGCGGGUCACUAGUUCAUGCACAGUUGCUCUUUGAUAUGAUUCCCGAGAAGGAUUUGAUCACUUGGACUGUUAUGAUUGCUGGGUAUGGUAUGCAUGGGUUUGGAAAUGAAGCAAUUGCAACUUUUCAGAAGAUGAGGAUUGCAGGUAUUAAGCCUGAUGAGAUUACAUUCACUUCUAUACUUUAUGCUUGCAGUCAUUCUGGAUUACUGAACGAGGGGUGGGAAUUUUUUAAUUCCAUGAUAAGUGAAUGCAACAUGAAGCCCGAAUUAGAGCAUUAUGCUUGCAUGGUAGAUCUCCUUGCUCGCACUGGAAAUCUAUCGAAGGCCUACAAGUUCAUUGAGACAAUGCCAAUUAAACCAGAUGCAACAAUUUGGGGUGCCUUGCUUUGUGGGUGUAGGAUCCAUCAUGAUGUGGAUCUAGCAGAAAAAGUGGCAGAACAUGUUUUUGAGCUAGAGCCAGAAAACACAGGAUAUUAUGUUCUUCUGGCCAACAUCUAUGCAGAGGCCAAAAAGUGGGAAGAAGUAAAGAAGUUAAGAGAGAGGAUUGGUAAGCGGGGUCUAAAAAAGAGCCCAGGCUGUAGCUGGAUUGAGGUCCAAGGAAAAUUUACCAUCUUUGUUUCUGCAGAUACUUCACACCCUCAAGCUGAAAGGAUAGCCUCAUUACUGAAUAAUUUGAGAAUUAAAAUGAAGAAUGAAGGUUACUCUCCGAAGAUGAGGUAUGCCUUGAUUAAUGCAGAUGACUUGGAGAAGGAAACGGCUUUGUGUGGACACAGUGAGAAGUUAGCUAUGGCUUUUGGUAUAUUAAAUUUGCCGCCUGGAAGGACAAUUAGGGUCACCAAGAACCUACGAGUAUGUGGUGAUUGUCAUGAGAUGGCGAAGUUCAUGUCCAAGACGGCCAAAAGGGAAAUUAUCUUGAGAGAUUCAAGUCGGUUUCACCAUUUCAAGGAUGGCUUCUGUUCUUGCAGAGAUUUCUGGUAAGUAAAUCACUUGGGGAAAUUCAAUUGAGAGGAAGUCAUAGUGAUACCAUAUCAGUUUAUCCCAUUCUUGAGAAUUUCAUGAAUCAAUCUUAUGCCAAUCAGUAAUCACAGUAUUUGACUGAGGUACAACACAUUUAUUAAUAAGGAUAGGGAAUCAAUGCCAAAGCAUAAGAUGGAUCAAGGAUAGUAUAUUUGUGCUGAAUCACAGGUUUAGACUUCUGGUUUAACAGUCAUGUCACAGGCAAUUUAUUCCUGUUUGACGAUACUAGAUUUUGUUGAUCAAAGAUAACCCAUCUACAUUUGUUUAUGUUGAUUUGGUUUUGGAAAUAAAUUACUGAGGGGAUCUUUGAUUGGAGUUGAGAAGCAGCAUAUUUUCAUGGAAAAUAGAUUUUUGGAUGUUGCAAAUAGGGGCAGACUUGGAGGUCUCACUUCACCUUGAGAUUCCAAUCCUCAUUUGUGAUUUCUGACAAUGUUAAUCCUUAUUGUCUCUUGAAAAGGGAAUCAAACUGAGAUUGGCUGUUAUGUGUAAAGAAGAAUAUAGCAAUAGAAAGCUAUGAUGUUAUAUGAAAAUGGCAAUUCAUGCCUGAGGCUAUUUCUUUUCCCAUCUUCGCAUUCAGUACAGAAAAGAACAAAUAGCAAUAACAGAAAAUGGAAAUGACAGAGGGACUGUUUUCCAAAAGCAACCAAGUCCAGAGAGAGAGAAAAUCGAAUCAAUUACCGCCCCUUUCUCUUUCCUCUAACCACCAAUUUAUACUACUAUCAAUAUUCGAAUCCACGUAGCCUUGAAUUAGUGAAUUUCACACGUGUGCUCCUCCUAUUUUUCCACCUCAUGCUGAUCAUGUGCCUCACCACUUCCCACCCCCUGCUGCAUAAUCUCUGCUUGGUUUUCUUCUCUAUUUUCACUCAUUACAUUGGCCUUGGAAAUGCUAUUGUAAUGCCGAGGAGUUUCUCCAUAGUUAAAUGCUUUUUGGAUGCAAAAUCUUCUCCCUUACACAUCUGAUGCAAUUGUAAAAUUUCAGGAUUCACAUCAGUUGCUCAAAAGGAUAAGUUGUUUUGCUUCUAGGUCGUUUAUGCAUUAUCAGUCAAAUCAUGAAUAUUGCUAGUACAUUGUUAAAUAUCGAUUUACUGAUUUUGGUUAACUUUGGUCUAGAUAUACUAAUAUAUUCAUUCACAAUCAAGGAUGAUCAGAUGGUUUAUCUCAAGCAUAGCCUUUUGAAUGACACGUUUUAUUUUCUUCCUUUCCCUCAAGUUCUUGGACUACACAGGUGCUGUCCAUUGAGGCUUCGCUGCAAUUAUGAUUUGUCAUCAGGAAUCCAUGGUAAAUUAAUACUGUAAUGACUAAGGUUGUAUAAACUAAAAUAAACCCAUAAAACUGAGAUCUAAAAUACAUCUGUCAAUACGACCCGAGGUUCGUUUAAUUAAAGGCAUGGAUGGGGCUGAGGAAUGAAUCGGGAAUGGGAAGGGUGAUGCUUUUACAUGUAUAUAAGAUGGGUCAGUCCCGUGUGGGGACAUGUUUUUGUCUUCAUACAUAAUGAUUAGCAACUAAGGACAGAGUUGAUAAUGCUGUUUGAUAUUGCCAACCACGUCCAUCACACAUGUAACGAUUUGUUUUUUAAGGAAACAAAUGUAACAAGUAAAGGAACUGCAUGAGUGUUGCCCAAAGAUUAAAUGAUAUAGCAGCAAAAAGUAAUUGUAUCUACAACAAAGUCUAGAGGAUCAGUGAAACAAGUUUCUCACCUUACUAAUCUGGCAUAUGAUGAAUAAUGGAUUUAACAGCCAUCUUAGUAUUGAGUCUCUAAUCUAACGUGGAAAUGAAUCUGUGGGAAAGUUUUUUUAUUUACUUAUAUCACGGUAGCUCUGACAACUCAUAAGCAACUACCUAAUAGUAGCACGGACCAUAAAACUGAGCCAGAAUCAGACAUUCGCAAUCAUACAUAAAUUUUCUCCUGUAGCAAACUUAAUUAUAUCACCAACCAUCAUCUACUUGAGCUUCUGUCUCUUUCUUCUAGCUAAAUAAA
Cajanus cajan (pigeon pea) is the source of this 4731-nucleotide messenger RNA. Its product is annotated as pentatricopeptide repeat-containing protein DOT4, chloroplastic-like. NCBI's taxonomy places the organism in Eukaryota, Viridiplantae, Streptophyta, Magnoliopsida, Fabales, Fabaceae. The record is from RefSeq and is a predicted model, not a curated record. Gene Ontology annotation, biological process: RNA modification. Gene Ontology annotation, molecular function: zinc ion binding; RNA binding; protein binding.